Python bivittatus (Burmese python) is the source of this 3494-nucleotide messenger RNA. The record is from RefSeq and is a predicted model, not a curated record. NCBI's taxonomy places the organism in Eukaryota, Metazoa, Chordata, Lepidosauria, Squamata, Pythonidae.
GUUUGAUUUAAUUUAAUGCCAUUUUUGUACCAGCUUACCCAGUCUUCUUCCCUGGCCCUGCUUUCCCCACUGGCGUGCGCGCGUGCAUGCGGCAUCGCGGGAGGCAUUGAAAUCUGCAUCACGUUCCCCACCGAAUAUGUGAAAACGCAACUGCAGCUUGACGAGAAGGCCAACCCGCCACGCUAUAAAGGCAUCGUGGAUUGUGUCCGAGUGACGGUGCGGGAUCAUGGGGUCAAAGGGCUUUACCGAGGACUCAGCUCGUUGGUGUAUGGUUCCAUCCCGAAGGCUGCUGUGAGAUUUGGCAUGUUUGAAUUCCUGAGCAACCACAUGAGAGAUGCAGACGGGAAGCUGGACAGCACACGUGGCCUUCUCGCCGGUUUGGGGGCUGGUGUGGCUGAAGCCGUGGUGGUAGUCUGCCCCAUGGAAACCAUCAAGGUGAAGUUCAUUCAUGACCAGUGUUCCCCCCACCCAAAGUACCGAGGUUUCUUUCAUGGAGUGCGGGAGAUAGUUCGGGAACAAGGGUUAAAAGGAACCUAUCAGGGUUUAACCGCCACAGUCCUCAAACAAGGUUCCAACCAAGCCAUCCGCUUUUUUGUCAUGACGGCUCUUAGGAACUGGUACAAAGGGGACAAUCCAAACAAAGAGAUAAACCCACUCGUGACGGGAGUAUUUGGGGCACUCGCUGGUGCUGCCAGCGUCUUUGGUAACACCCCGUUGGAUGUUGUGAAGACCAGAAUGCAGGGUCUUGAAGCGCAUAAGUACAAGAGCACCUUGAAUUGUGCCUACCAAAUUAUGAAAUAUGAAGGACCUCUUGCGUUUUACAAGGGGACAAUCCCUCGCCUGGGAAGGGUCUGCUUAGAUGUAGCCAUUGUGUUCAUCAUCUAUGAUGAAGUGGUCAAGGUACUCAACAAAGUGUGGAAAACGGACUGAGAGCUCAUGGCAGUGAGCCGGGUGGUCAUCUGCCCACCCCAUCAGGCAACAGCUGGGAUAAAGGUGUGACCAACUGCAGAAGGCAUUUGAAAGGGUGGUGUGUUCCUUCAUUCUUUUUCCUCUCACUGGGAGUGGUGCCACAGACGCCAAGUGGAUGUGAAUCCGGUCCCCAAAUCACUAUCACGUUUUAUGAUUUUUAUUUAUCGGAAUGAACUGUGGAUUGUUCUUCUGUUUGUAUGUUUCACUGUAAAGGUCAAUUGUGUGAGACAACUGGGGGGUAGGCAGGACAGGGUCAUGGGAAUGAAUUCAUGGGUCAUCUUCAAAUGGUUUUUUUCCAAUGGGAGGUCAGGGAAUGAGGUCAGUGGGUGGGAUGGAGAGGUUUUCUUUAGUGCUCUUGAAAGUUGGGGGAAAAUAUACAUGCUUGUUGGCCCUCUCACUUGUUCACUCUUAGAAUACAAGUUCAAGGCAAGUCCUUCCUUUUCAAAAGAGAAAUGAAUUGAGGAUGGUGCAGAUGGCUGGGAUUGUGUGUGCGUGUGCCUGUGUGUGAGUAAUUUGUUUUUGUAGUGCCAUUUUUACUGGAUGCUUUUCCACCAAAGAGCUUCUGGGAAAGACAGAGGUGGAACACAGGGAGGUCUUCCCAGUAGUCAGCAGGAAAAGGGAUCUCCAGCUGACUUAAGUUCAUCAGCAAGGUGGUCUGAAGCAUCUUUCCCAACCUGAUGCUUCUCAGGUCUGUAGAACCAUUGGCUGGGUCUGCUAGGAUUUCUGGAUCUGGUGGUCCAACACUCUUUCAGGGCAUUAGGAUAGGGAAGGCAAACCCUGAAACUCACAAAAGAGCCCAGAAAAAGUAUCUCCAUCCCAAAGGAGAUUGAUGUGGUCUUUAUCUUUGUGCCCCCGUCCUUUGGUGGAAAACUGAUACUCACCCACUUUUGGGUGAAGUGGUAACCAAAAACAAAACACUGAAUACAUUCCAAGAAUCACCCUUCCAUCGUUUUCUUUUGGCAACUUGCAGUUCUUCAUGAUCACGUUUGCCCUUUUGAGCCACAAAUGGACAUCCUAGGCUUCUGGCUUAGACAGGUAUCUCCAGGGCAGGAUAAAAAUUCUCCAUGUAGGUCUUCUCCUAGCCACAUUCAGAUAACACGGAUGCAGGAAAACUAGGAAGAGCAGCAAUUAUUGUUGUGCUGGGUUUUCUCAGACCCCAUCAGCCUUCACUUCUUGUAUCCAAGAGGGGCAUGGCGUAUCUUGUUCUUCAGGAUGUGGGAGAAGAGGAUGAUAUUGCCACCUGGUCUGUUGCGCAACAGACAGAAUGGGUCAAGGCUGCUUGGACAGGUGGGAAGUUGCCCCUGGUGGGCUUUAAUGUAUCAGCUACCUAGAGAAAUAGUAGUAGUUAUUGACCUUCUAUGAUGGAGAUGCUAAGCCUUGGCAGAUAAGAUCAGCUCAUCUGGAAACUGCAAUAUUAUUCUUCCCCAAACCCUGGAUGUUAUGUGCCUCCCAACCCUCGUGCCUGGCACUUUGGGUUUUUUGUUCCAAUGAAUGUGUGUGAUUUUUUAAAAUAUAUACAUAUAUAUAUAUUGGGGACCUCUUUUUCCCUUGAUCCCUCUCUGGAACAUGCAGGAAUGUUCCUUGCAGGUUGGACAGAACCUGCCCUACUGUGCCCAUUUACUCAUUCCAUAGACUUCAUUGGUUUACGCUGUUUCAGGGGGUAGGGGCAAAGGGAGCAAUUGACAAUGAUUCUUCUUUCAGACCAUGCUCCGUGGGGCAUCUGGUGGAGAGAAGACCUCCCCAUGCAUCCUUUCCAAAGGGACUAUGUUCUCCUUAGACACUGCCUUAGUUUAAGAACCAUAGGAAGUCCUUCGACAAGGCCCUGAGAUUUGGCAAACCUGACACUGAUUUACCAUUUCCUGUACUGUAUUAAGAAGGGGAAGGCAGCCCCUUUGUCUCUUCUGCCCUGGUGCCAAGAAAAGUUGGGAUGAUUCCAUUAAUCCGUGCCAAACGUUUUGCAUCUUUUGUCCCUUUCAUUGUAUGUGAUGGUCUUCUCCUCCCUUGCCUGCCCACCCACUUUCCACAUUUAACCCUCCUGCUGCAGGUUAGCUAAAUCCAACCUACACGUCAUGGUGGGGAGUAGCGGAUUAAAAAAAAGCUAAGGCAGAUCUGGUUGGCUGCUGUGGUGGGGCUCAGCUGGUCCAGAAAGAUUCUGGAGAAAGCUUAUAUCCAAGUAAGGGUGUAAACUGUAUUUGUGGCACAGCAUUGUCCAAAUGGAGAUCCUGCUGUUCUUCCCUUCUCCUUCUGAAUGUCAAUGUCCGUGAACUUCCCUUCCUGUGGGCUGUUAAUUCCCGAGAUUCAUUCUUAUACUACCUAUAUGACAAAGUUAAUGCAGAGGUGGCCAGGGCUAGUAGGUUAUUGCUUGUAUUUUUACAGAAUCCAAUGUUUCUUAGAUUGAGGAUUUAAAUUAAAUGUUUUAAAUGUCUCACUGUAUGCCCUGGCAGCCUAACUCUAGUAUGGUUUUGGAAUUCUUGAGCUGUUCAGCAUGGAUGCUGACAAUAAAACCAACGUUGCCUGGUUAUUAA